AUGAAUCGAACCAGAUCGAAAGAUGAAGCUGUCGACGGACAAAGCCGGAACGUCGACCGCAAACGAAGGAUGGACAGGCCCCGGUUCCCAGGGUUAGGGGCCUCUUUCCUCCUCCCUUUUCUGCUCACUGGUAGGGGUCCGGACCCCCACAAAGGGGGAGGGAGUCGACUGAACAUCUCAGCCAUUGGCGGGAAUUUCGCCCGCAUCCGAUCCCCAAUUCUUGUUCACCCCGGAUGA
Molecule: messenger RNA, 237 nt
Organism: Striga hermonthica
Lineage: Eukaryota; Viridiplantae; Streptophyta; Magnoliopsida; Lamiales; Orobanchaceae
Source: the annotation of a GenBank genome assembly